Molecule: messenger RNA, 1335 nt
Organism: Rhodotorula toruloides NP11
Lineage: Eukaryota; Fungi; Basidiomycota; Microbotryomycetes; Sporidiobolales; Sporidiobolaceae
Exons: 2
Coding region: 1-1335 (444 amino acids)
Source: RefSeq, a predicted model, not a curated record
AUGUCAUCCUUCGAAGCGUUCCCCUCGUUCCACACUUGUCGCCUCGACUUCUCGCUCACCUCGCUGCCCUCCCUGCCCUCGUACCAACUCGCCCUCGUCCCGUUCCGCCUCGACGCGUCCGUCGCACAGAAGGCCGAGGCGCAGCGUCUGUGGUGGGAGCGCCGCGUGCAGGUCGAGUCGGAAGGGAGCGUCGAGUUUGGCGUGAACGAGCAGCAGGCGAUCUUGCGGCAGCUUGAGGAGGCGGAUACCAAGUUGAGGAUAGUCAAGGCCAAAGGGGAGGGAAUGAAGAGUGUCGAAGUGCAGACGGACAAGGUCCACGAGGGCGAAGACACGCGCAAGGGGAAGAGGAAGCAGAGGGAGGACGACGACGAGGAGCAGGCCCACGCCGAGAGGCGUCGUCCCGCUCCGAGUGCAUCGACGCUCUCCGCUCGCCUCGACAAGCCCGCUGCCGCCGCUUCUGCGUCGCCGUCUCGCUCGCUGAGGGAGAGGCUCACCCCUCCUCAGUCCGAGUCGCCUCCUCCCGAGGUCGCCGCGCCCCCUGGUCCUCACUUCGACUUCUUGGGUCCUGCCGGGCCUCCUUGCCCUCCCGACUUGCACAAGCAAUUUUCGAUCGUCCGCAUGACCAACCUCCCUGGGCACAUCACACCGCUUCUCCUCCUCGAGUUCAUGAAGCGCCGCAGCCGCAACCCGUUCCCGCGCCCGCUCGCCAUGCGCAAGGCCAACUCGUCCGGCGCCUUCCUCGUCGCUUUCCGCUCGCUCGAAGCAGCCGAGACGGCUCUCAAGCGCCUCAACGACCAGACCCUCCCGCUCGUCAAGUGCAAGAUUCGCGCGUCAGUCCAGCCGAACAACAUGACCGAGUUCCGCUCCGGCUCACUCUCGGACGAAGUCGAGCGCGAGUGGAAGAAGAACGCUCGUCUCCCCGACACCGAGUGGAUCGGCAUGUCGCGCCCGCCUGGCAAGGGCGUCAAGGUCUCGAAGGGCUACCAGGCCGAGUUUGAGCGCAUCGACAAGCUCGAAAAGCAGCGCAAGGAGGAGCAGAAGCGCAAGGUCGACGAGGCCAAGAGGCAGCGCGAGGCGGAGGAGCAGCGUCUCGCCGAGCAGCGCCGCCAGCAGCAGGCUCGUCUCGACGAGGAGCGCCGCACCGCGUACUGGAGGACCGCCCUCGACCCGCGCACGGACGAUACCUACUGCUUCGAGUGCCAGGCGGAGCCGCGCGACUGCGACUGCGGCAGGUUCACGUGGGACGGGUUUCGCAGGCAGUACGUCGUGGGACCGGUUUCGCAGGCAGUACGUAAGGCGGAUCUGAUGGUGUUGAGGAGGUUGAAACUCGCUUGA